CAGUGUCCCACAAUCCUCCUCUCUCGGUUCCUCUUUCCUCGCUCAAGAUGGCGCUGCUCGUAAUACAUUCUUGGCGCUGGGCAGCCGCGGCGGCUGCUUUCGAAAAGCACAAACAUUCGGCAGUUGUGACCAGGCCUCUAGUCUCCGUGUGUGGCUCAGGCCUGCGGUGGAAGCCGCAGCAGCGCGGCGUGACAGGAAGCGCUCGGAUACGCCAGACUACAGAGUCAUUAAGAAAUGCUACAUGGCAGAAAUGGGGAAAAGACAAUUCAAGACAUUUACUAGAUGCUUCAAAGGCUCUCCUGGCAUGGCCAGUGAUAGAAAAGAGAACAUGUUGGCAUGGGCACGCAGGAGGAGGACUCCACACAGACCCAAAAGAAGGGUUAAAAGAUGUUGAUACUAGAAAAAUCAUUAAAGCAAUGCUUUCUUAUGUGUGGCCCAAAGACAGGCCAGAUCUCCGAGCCAGAGUUGCCAUCUCCUUGGGAUUUUUGGGUGGUGCAAAGGUAAGAAUAUGCAUGCG
Messenger RNA from Phodopus roborovskii (desert hamster), 517 nucleotides. RefSeq names its product iron-sulfur clusters transporter ABCB7, mitochondrial-like. The annotation marks the transcript as partial. The record is from RefSeq and is a predicted model, not a curated record. NCBI's taxonomy places the organism in Eukaryota, Metazoa, Chordata, Mammalia, Rodentia, Cricetidae. The transcript has 4 exons.